Molecule: messenger RNA, 1435 nt
Organism: Coffea eugenioides
Lineage: Eukaryota; Viridiplantae; Streptophyta; Magnoliopsida; Gentianales; Rubiaceae
Product: rhodanese-like domain-containing protein 8, chloroplastic
Exons: 8
Coding region: 40-1425 (461 amino acids)
Source: RefSeq, a predicted model, not a curated record
AGGGCUGAAGAGAGCAAAGCAACGCAAACACUUAUCUUUAUGCCUAAUUCCCUGCAGCAUUUUUUCUAUGCUUCUGCUAUGUCUGGUAUAGUUAUCUCCUCGACUUCUCAAAAGCCUAGAUAUUUUUUUCAUACUUCCAAGAUUUCAGCAGCUGCUACUUCAUAUUUGAAAAGUAGGAACAGGGCAUUUCCUUUUUUGCCUUUAUCUGGGUGCAAAUUUGAGUUAGGAUGGAAAAGAAAUCGACCCUUUUCUUGGGAAUGCAAAAGAAGUUUCGAGAUUUGUGCAUUGUCUUCUAAUUCACGAGGCAAUAAUUGGGUAAGGGUUCAGCCCGAAAAAGAUGAGAACUUUAGGGAAGAAGAUAUGUUUGUAGUGGUGAAUUUCUAUCAUUUUGUGUUUAUUGAAGACCCUCAAGAGGAAGUGUCAAAGCACCUAUCCUUCAUGCAGGGUCGUAAUAUACACGGACGAAUAUACCUGAACGAACAAGGAAUUAAUGCGCAGUACAGUGGACCAGCCAAAGAUGCUCUUGCAUAUGCUAAAUGGGUAAAAGAGGACCAUAGAUUUGCAGGUGUACUAGUUCAGAUCUCACCAGUUUCAAAUGGCCAUGCCUUUCCCAGAUUAAGGCUUCGUUAUAAGCCUUCACUUGUUCAGUUGGAAGGAGGAAUUUCACAUCUUCCUUUGCUUGAGCCCUCAAUUCGAGCUAUACCCCUCACACCAUCCCAGUGGCGAAAUAGAUUAGAGGCAUUAAAUAAGGUUAAUGAUUGUUCCAAUGGAGAUCUCAAUGGCAACUGUAUUCUGCUUGAUGUGAGAAAUGGUUAUGAAUGGGACGUUGGCCAUUUUCAAGGGGCUCCACGGCCGGAUGUGGAUUGCUUUAGAAGCACUUCUUUUGGAUUGUCUGACUCAAUGGUCAGUGAAUCAGAUCCUUUAGCUGCCAUAGACAAAGAGAAAACAGAUGUAUUAAUGUAUUGCACUGGAGGUAUUCGCUGUGAUGUAUACUCUGCAAUCCUUAGAGGACGAGGUUUCAAAAGAUUAUAUACAUUGAUGGGAGGGAUUUCUCAUUAUCUCAAGAGUGAAGGUUCUGCUGGAUGGGUUGGAAAUCUCUUUGUUUUUGAUGCUCGUCUUGCUCUUCCUCCUCCUGUAUUCAAGCCUGAAGUUAAAACUGAAGCUAGCAAAACACAAGCUUUCCUGGAUAACUCAUUUGCCAAAUGCUAUAUAUGUGGUUCAAAAGUGUCGGAAUUGAGACAUCGUAAUUGUGCAAACCUUGAUUGUAACCUCCUUUUCCUAUGCUGCAUGGCCUGUGUGAACCAGUUAAGAGGAUGCUGCUGUUUGAAAUGCACAUCUGCCGCUAGACUUAGACCCGUACUGCCUGGGCAUCAAAGAUACCAAAAAUGGCAUCAUUAUAGAGAAGUGGAGUUGGAAAGAAGAUGAAGACUUGAUC